Molecule: messenger RNA, 2862 nt
Organism: Debaryomyces hansenii CBS767
Lineage: Eukaryota; Fungi; Ascomycota; Pichiomycetes; Serinales; Debaryomycetaceae
Product: SPX and EXS domain-containing protein
Exons: 1
Coding region: 1-2862 (953 amino acids)
Biological process (GO): cellular response to phosphate starvation; phosphate ion transport
Cellular component (GO): cytoplasm; plasma membrane; Golgi apparatus
Molecular function (GO): inositol hexakisphosphate binding
Source: RefSeq, a predicted model, not a curated record
AUGAGAUUUGGGGAGUUAUUAAAUGAAGGAUCAGUUCCGGAGUGGAAGUCCUUAUAUCUUGAUUACAAGCAUGGUAAGAAAUUAAUUAAACGACUUGACGACAUCAAGGAGGGUGUAUGCGGUGCAUCACACAGUAUAGAGAGUGAUAAAAAUUCAGGGAAGAAAAUCUCUAGGAAUGCUAAUGAAAUUACCCCAUUAAUUCCUUCCAAAAGAGCAACGAACUAUAAUCAGGACCGUACAGAGUCCCAAUUGGAUAGUCCUUUUGAAGGUAGCCCAAAUGUUGCGGACAAUGAAGUAGAUAGAGAGAAUUUUCAAAACAAUCCUGAACAGGAUGACAAUCUAGGUCCGUUACUUUGCAGUUGCUCGCUGCGAUCUAACAAAAAUGAUGAAUUAGAAAUAGAGAAACGUAAAUUCAAAGAAUGGCUCGACUCCGAGUUAGAUAAAGUCAACUCAUUCUACAGAGAAAAAGAAGAAAGUAAGUUUGAGAAGUUUGUCUUAUUGCAAGAUCAGUUAUAUCAGUUGCGAGAACAUAAAGCGAUGGUAUUGCGAGAAAGAUUACAGCAUCAAAAAAAUAAACACAAGCCUUCUAUCGAUGAUCCGGAUAAUAUUUAUAACAACAUACAUGAUAUAGCAUACCAUACUAAAAGUGCAUUAGUUGCGUUAAGUAGAUUUGAAUUUCCGUCUCUUCCUUCAACUACAUUCUUGAGUAAGUGGAAGAACGAGCAAGAAAAAGAUGUAAACACGGCCAAUGGUCAAAGUAUUGUGGAUAUUAAUUAUUAUGAGAAUAGAGUUAGGAAUGGUAUAGUCUCCGCAGACGACAAUGAAGAUACAGAUUUUACUCCAGUCGACUCAGAUUUUAAUUCUGUCACCUCGCCUCUUCUACAGGUAGAUACAGCGAGGUAUUUAACGCAAGAACCGCAGAGUUCAGCGAUGAGGAGAACGGCAGGAAGAAGAGAUUAUAGUACUAAGAAAAAUCAAUUCAGGGUACCAUAUGCAUAUGCUCGAAAACAAUUAGAGGAUGCAAUAAUUGUGCAUUAUGGUGCAUUAUCAUUAUUAAAGUCCUUUAGAGAGUUGAAUAGAACUGCUUUUCGGAAGCUUACAAAAAAGUUUGACCUAGCAAUGCACACAUCUAUAUCGGCACCAUAUAUGGAGAAGAUUGAUAACGAAUCGUACUUUCAAACAAGUGAUACACUUGACAGGUUAAUAAGUCAAAUUGAAGAACUAUACGUAGUGUUUUUUGAUAAUGCAACUGAUAGAAGAGGUUCGCUAGAAAAAUUGAAGAGUAUUUCCUAUGUGUUGAGUAGUAAAGUGCAGAAGUCAUUUUCUGCUCCUUUCUUUUCAUCGGGAGUUUUUAUUGGCUUCGGAUUACCAAUAUUUAUUCUGGGACUAUAUUUUGCCUUACGAGAGACAUUGAAUGGUGAUUUACCCGAAGGAAGGUUCUUAUUACAAAUAUGGGGAGGAUUCUUCUUGCUAAUUCUAGCUUUUCUACUUUUUGGAAUAAAUAUGUAUGUUUUUGAUUUAUUCAAGAUUAACUACAAAUUUAUUUUCGAAUUUAAUUUGGUAUCUGCAUUGAAUUACAAACAGUUUUUAUUACUUCCAUCGUUUGGGUUUGCAUUUUUGUCUAUAAUAAUCUGGUUCAGCCUGAAUGACUUCUGGCCAGACAAGCUACCCAGUAGGGAUUGGCCUUGGAUAUUUCUUGGGGUCAUGAUGGUAAUCUUUAUUUGGCCUGGUGUUCAUUUCUAUGCGUCAAGUAGGAAAUGGCUUCAAGUUGCACUUUGGAGAUUAUUACUAUCUGGCUUCUAUCCUGUCGAAUUUAGAGAUUUCUUUUUAGGUGACAUGUUUUGUUCGUUAGUCUACACCAUGGGGAAUAUUCCAUUCUUCUUCUGCCUAUACGCCAAUAAAUGGAAUGGAUUAUUAGAUGAUGGUAAUACAGCACAGCACAACGUUUGUGGUUCGUCAAGAUCAAGAUCGAUGGGAUUCUUCAGCUCAUUGCCAAGUAUUUGGCGUUUCCUCCAGUGCUUAAGGCGUUACAUGGAUACAGGAGAUUGGUUUCCUCAUUUGGCAAACAUGUUGAAAUUUGCUGUUACGGCCAUUUAUUACGGCCUAUUAAGUGUUUACCGUAUUGAUAAUAGAGAAAGAAAUAGAACUGCGUUCAUAAUAUUUGCUUUAAUUAAUACGUUAUAUACAUCAUCAUGGGAUAUCAUGAUGGAUUGGUCAUUAUUACAGAGUGGAUCUAAGAAUAAAUUUUUAAGAGAUAAUUUAUUUUUUAAGAGACCUAUUUACUAUUAUUGUGCCAUGGUGAUUGAUGUUAUUUUAAGAUUCCAGUGGAUCUUUUAUGCAUUUUUUACUAGUCAAAUACAGCAACUGGCGGUCACUAGUUUCUGUGUUGCAUUGGCGGAACUUAUAAGAAGGUUUAUUUGGAUAUUUUUCAGAGUGGAGAAUGAGCAUUGUACUAAUGUUACCUUGUUUAGGGCCUCAAGGAAUUCUCCACUACCAUAUGCAAUUUCUAGCAAAGUAGAAAGAUCAAUUAGAAAACUUGUUGAGUUGAAAUAUAAUAACCUAGGUUCUACUGAGCGUCUUCAAAGAAGCUCAAGUAUAGAGAGAACACAUCAAGAUGAUGAAGAAACCGAAAUUGGUUUCCAUCGUAUACCAACUGCUAUGCCGAUAUCUUCAACAGGAGGGCGUACUCAUCGUAAAUCUAUUGGAUCGUUCUCGGAUGCUUUAAAUACGGCACAUAUCAAGGAUUUCCAAAGAAGAAAGACAGCUGUUGAUGUCGAGGAUGACGAAAGUGAUGACGAUGAAGAAGAAGAAAGAGACGAAGAAGAUACUAUAGUAUUUGAAUCUGAUGACUUGCUAAAGUGA